Molecule: messenger RNA, 975 nt
Organism: Fomitopsis serialis
Lineage: Eukaryota; Fungi; Basidiomycota; Agaricomycetes; Polyporales; Fomitopsidaceae
Exons: 9
Coding region: 1-975 (324 amino acids)
Source: RefSeq, a predicted model, not a curated record
AUGGCCAGCAAGACGAACAUCCUGCUCUUUGGUGGCUCCGGCUACAUCGGUGGAACUCUGUUGGAUCGUCUUCUGAAGCACCCCAAGGCAUCUACCUUCGACAUCGUCACUCCCGCUCGCGACCCCGAGAAAGCAGAGGUACUCAGGAAGCUGGGCGCGAAGCCCGAGAUCGCUGCUCUCAGUGACUUCGACAAGAUCGAGGCACUUGCCUCACGUGCGGAUGUCAUCUUCAACCUCGCGAACGCAGACAACGUGCCGCAGAUGAAUGCGGUUCUCAAGGGCAUACGAAAGAGGCACGCGGCCACUGGCAAACCGCCUGUGCUCAUCCACACUACUGGCCUUGGCGAAAUCAAGUCCAUCCCAGCAGCAGCCCUCCACCGCAACGUCGACCUGGUCGUGAUUGGCGCAGAUGAGGAAGGCUAUGCGAGGUCAUACUUGAUCUCACCGGGUAUUGUGUACGGUCUUGCAUCCGCACCCGCGCACGACGCAGGAAUCGCGAAGAAGUUCUCUAUUCAGAUCCCGGGGCUCGCCAAGGCCGCGCUGGCCAGGAAGCGCGCUGGCAUUGUCGGCCCUGGCAAGGCUGUCUGGCCGCAUGCCCACGUCGACGACGUGGCCGACAUCUACGUCAAUCUCUUCGAUGCGAUCGCCAAGGACCCGCAGAGCGUCGGGCACGGCUGGGAGGGCUACUACUUUGUCGAGAACGGCGAGGUCGCCUGGUACGAUGUCGGCAAGGCCAUGGCCAGGCGCUCGAGCUCGAGACUACUGGGGCUCACUGGCCGUGGGCAGCUUCGGCGGGACGACAUGCGUGCGAAGGCGGAGCGGGCGCGCACGAUCGGGUGGAAGCCCAAGCACGCGGACAUACUGGGGACGAUCAAGGCGGAGGUGGAGCUGCAGUGGGCAGUCGCGCAGAAGAAUGGCGGCGAGGUCGACUUCACAUUCGAGAGGGGCCUUGCGAAGCUGUUCGGGUUUGCGUAG